Molecule: messenger RNA, 1743 nt
Organism: Leptopilina boulardi
Lineage: Eukaryota; Metazoa; Arthropoda; Insecta; Hymenoptera; Figitidae
Product: DNA-binding protein D-ETS-6-like
Exons: 4
Coding region: 141-1472 (443 amino acids)
Biological process (GO): cell differentiation; regulation of transcription by RNA polymerase II
Cellular component (GO): nucleus
Molecular function (GO): DNA-binding transcription factor activity, RNA polymerase II-specific; sequence-specific DNA binding
Source: RefSeq, a predicted model, not a curated record
UUCAGAAUUCACUCUUUUCUCUCGCAACUCUUCUUCAAAUUACUCAAUAAUCGAAAUUUAUUUUGUAACUCAUAUAAAUUUCAACAAAAAAAAUUACAAUUUCAUUCAAUGAAAUUGUUGAGAGUCACAAAAAAGGUCAAAUGACGUGCACGGAGAAUUUCCAGGAAGCGGUGACUCGAUCUUCGAGACCCAUUGCUGAUGGCGAUUUUCGUGAAUCAUCAUUUCUCUUCGCUGCUGCUGCAGAAGAGCCGUCGGUGAAUGUUGUGCUGGACCAUUCCAUUUUUUCACCAACAGUUUUCAGUGAACCAUUAGACAGUGAGGAAGUUGCAAAGAAUGUUUAUCAUUAUUUUGAUUAUCAAUAUCAAUCAUCAAAAUGGAAAAGAACCACCAUAAGUUUAAAUGAAAAUAACAAUAAGAAUGAAUUAGGUGAUGAUCAUAAUUAUUGUUUGGGAAAAAGUGAGAAUGAUAUGCACGCUGAAGUGGAAUUUUCAUCAUCGGAGGGGGGUGAAAUAGUGGAGAUUUUGAAUUUAGACGAAAUUCAAAUUAGUGAUGAAAGAAUCAGUGAAAAAAGUGAACAUAUAAAUAAUGUCAAUGAGAGUGAAGGUUCAUCAUCUAAUUUUCAUGAAGAUGAUAAUGAAGAGAAGAAGGAACACAACGAGGCUGUUUUUGUACCAUCAGAUCCCUCUGAAUGGAAUUCGAGUCAUGUGACCUCGUGGUUAUCGUGGUGUAUUGGUGCAUUUUCCAUUGAACCCGUUCCAAUUUUAUCCGAAUUGCCAAAAUCUGGCAAAGAACUGUUAGAAUUAACACUGAGUCAUUGGGAAAAAAUUCCUGGCGGUAAAAUUCUUGCUCGACAUCUUGGUCAUCUUAGACUACAGGCGACGGGUGUGCGAAAUGAUGCUCUUCUUCAAGAGGAACAUAUUUCCGAAAGGUUCAGCCUCCUUCAACGCACGUGUUCUCUGAUUGGUUCAACUGGAGGCAGUAGUUCGGGGGCGGUCGGAGGCGGACAAGUUCAACUUUGGCAAUUCCUUCUCGAGCUACUCUCCGAUUCGUCAAACUCCUCCUGUAUUGCAUGGGAGGGCUCAAACGGUGAAUUCAAGCUCACUGAUCCUGAUGAAGUGGCACGCCGUUGGGGAGAGCGCAAGAGCAAACCCAAUAUGAAUUAUGAUAAACUUUCGAGAGCUCUCAGAUACUACUAUGAUAAAAAUAUAAUGACAAAAGUUCAUGGCAAAAGAUAUGCCUAUAAAUUUGAUUUUCACGGAUUAAUGUUGGCGUGUCAGACCCAAGCUGGUGUUACACUGGAGUCAACAGGAACACCUCGUGGAACUGGAUCGACGACAAAUUGUCAUCAAUAUCAUUCACAUCAUUUAUUCCCUAGUGGAUCAACGUCUCAACAUUCACAACCACCAUCACAUCAACCACCACCACCGCCACAUUAUUGUUGGCCUUAUCAUCGAUUUUCAUCGCCUACUUAAAAAAAAUAUGGAAUCAUUUUUGUUUUUAAAUACCCUUAAAUUUUAUAUCCAUAAUAAUGGUAAAACUUGAAAUUAAUGAUUGCAAAUAAUAUGAUUCCUUAAUAUGAUCGGUGCUAUUAGGGCUUUUAAUAAAUGUAAAAUUUUAGUUCCACUGAUGAUAAACAUAUACUUAUAAAGAACUUUUUUAUAAUAUAUAAGAAAAGAAAUUAUUGUAUAAGUCGCAUUGUAAAUAAUUUUUGUGUAAGUUUCUAAUAAAGUGUAAAAAAAAUUA